This is a messenger RNA of Ictalurus furcatus (blue catfish), 4063 nucleotides long. It is a transcript of the gene moxd1, whose product is annotated as monooxygenase, DBH-like 1. The record is from RefSeq and is a predicted model, not a curated record. Gene Ontology annotation, molecular function: dopamine beta-monooxygenase activity; copper ion binding. Bases 48 to 1883 code for a protein of 611 amino acids. Lineage: Eukaryota; Metazoa; Chordata; Actinopteri; Siluriformes; Ictaluridae. The transcript is spliced from 12 exons. Gene Ontology annotation, cellular component: secretory granule membrane. Gene Ontology annotation, biological process: norepinephrine biosynthetic process; octopamine biosynthetic process; dopamine catabolic process.
UAAAGCGCUCGUUCUCCUUGUUCUCCAAGCACAUCUGGGUCAGCAGCAUGUCGGACAGCGCGCUCUUGAGCACCGUGCUGCUCUUCACCGUCAGCCUCGCGCGCUCCCAGCAGCCCGACUUCCAGCACGCGGCCGCUUUAGACGCGCGCGGCAGAUACGUGAUGAGAUGGAGGUCUGACAACACGAGCAUCGCGGUCGAGCUCGAGGCGCAGACGAGAGGAUACGUCGGCUUCGGCUUGUCUCCAAACGGCGCCAUGGCUUCGGCAGAUAUCAUCUUUGGAGGGAUUGCAGACGGGAAACCUUACCUCCACGACUACUUUGCAGACAGCAACAGGAAAGUCCAAAAAGAUCAAGUCCAGAACUACAAGCUGCUGUAUGCAAGAGAAAACCACACACACACCGUGCUAGCGUUCAGUAGGGAUCUGCAGACCUGUGACCCUGAUGACAGAGAAAUCACGGGUAGUACAAUGCGGGUGAUCUGGGCAUUCCAUGAAGAAGAUGUCGGGCCAUCAGGGCCGACGUACCAUGGAAUAAACAGAGGGAGGAAAAGUUUACGUCUCCUGAACCCUGGGACCAGCAAGAGCGUUCCUCAUGGAACAGCUACCUUCGACCUGCGGAACAUUAACGUCCGAGUACCCCAAGAGGACACAACUUACUGGUGCCAGAUCCAUAAAUUCCCAGAAUUGGAGAAAAAGCAUCAUGUAAUCAAAAUUGAGCCGCUGAUCCAGAAAGGCCAUGAGAAUCUGGUCCACCACAUACUGGUCUAUCAGUGCGAUAGCACCCUGAAUGAGACUGAGCUGGAGAUAGGACACAAAUGCUACCAUCCGAACAUGCCCGACUCCUUUUUGACAUGCCAAACUGUCAUUUUUGCAUGGGCCAUCGGUGGAGAGGGCUUCACUUAUCCUCCACAUGUGGGAAUGUCAAUUGGAACAGCUGCAGAUCCAGUCUAUGUGCUGCUGGAGGUUCAUUAUGACAACCCUGCUUUACAGAGAAGAAUAGUGGACAGCUCGGGCCUGCGUCUGUUCUACACCCCCAGGCUGCGGAGCUACGAUGCAGGGAUCAUAGAGACAGGGGUAUGGGUCAGUCUUUACCACAUGCUGCCUCCUGGGAUGCAGGACUACGUCACUGAGGGUCACUGCAUGCAAGAGUGUCUACAGGAGUCUCUGGACAGAGAGAUGCCCAGUGGUGUUCAGGUAUUUGGAGUCCUGCUCCAUGCUCACCUGGCCGGCAGAGCCAUCAGAACCAGGCAUUUCCGUCAGCAGGUCGAGCUUCCUCCUCUUUCCUCAGACGAGCACUUUGACUUCAACUUCCAGGAGUUUCAGCCACUGAACCCAGAGCGGCAGCUUUUGCCUGGGGACUCAUUAAUCACUGAAUGCAUAUAUAACACUAAAGGCAGGAAGAACAUGACAUGGGGUGGCUUGAGCACAAGGGAUGAGAUGUGCUUGUCGUACCUGCUGUACUACCCUCGAAUCAACCUGACCAGGUGCGAGAGCCUUCCUGAGAUCAGCGGCCAACUCAAAUUCAUCGGAGUCAAGGAAAUUCAGAGCCCUCUUACGACGUGGCCUUUUGUGAUUAAAAGUCCGAAGAAAUACAGCAACCUUCCGUUCACCGAAGCCAUGGACAAGUUCCGAUGGACAAAGAAGAGAGGAAAGGACUUCAAUGAAGUUGUGCUGAAGCUCCCAAUGAACGUGCGCUGCUCCAAGCUGGGUUAUGACGAGUGGUUGGUCCAAGGCACGAUCAUGCCUCCACCGAAGAUGAAAUCGGUUCGACCGCCUGCCGAAAGCGCGUGUGCGAACAGCUCGGCAUCCCGGGGUCAUCACGCGCUCUCUGUAUUAGCCCUCACAGUUACAUCCUUACUCUUCCUUCACAACGCACAGCGCUGACGCCAUGUGAAUAGGGAAGACGUGUAGCCUAGAGAAAACUUUAUUCCAACAAGCAUCACGCACUGGACCGAAGCACGGGAGAACAGCAGUAGGACGUUGUUGGACUGAUGGACGUGAUUAGUCUGAACCAGAAAUGAACCAGCAUGGCUACAAACGUAAACAAAUAAUGAUGUAUUAUACACUCUCUAACCGAACGUCUCUAAUAUUUAACCAUCCUCAGUGGAAAGUCCACUUCCUCUCUUCCUCAGAUCUUCUUAAGAAGAACAUAUUUACAGAAUUUAAAUAUUCUAAAAGUACAAUAUCUCCAUACACAAUAGUUAGACGUGAAUAGAAAAAUGUUUGUGAAUGUUUUUGUUUGUUUUUAGUUUGUUCUUAUUCACUUGAAGUUCAUUAGGAUGAAACAUUUGUAGUACACUAUAUACCAUUUAUCUUACAACUGAUCUUACAACUAGUACAACUACAAAGUGCAUUAUGGGAGUGUGGACACUACCCCAUUGCAGUGUAUUAUGGGAUAUCAGGAAAGCGCUACAUUAGAGGUGUACUUCACUGUGCUUUCAGACAUGAUUAUGAUGAUUUAAAAAAAAUAAAUCCCUAACUAAUGCAUAUAUAUAUAUAUAUAUAUAUAUAUAUAGAGAGAGAGAGAGAGAGAGAGAGAGAGAGAUAGAUAGAUAGAUAGAUGUAUAGAACAGGGUGUGGUUUCAGACAUAUAGCAUACAGUGAGGAUUUGCUCUAUAGUCUCAGCUUUGCAUUUAAUAAAGCAUUACAUUGUAGACCUAUUAAGCACAAAAACGUUUUAAGUCAGUCUUGAACUUGAAUAAUCAUGCACUAAUACCUGAAUUCAUCCUUAAUUAAAUAUGAACUAAUGAUGAGUUAAGGCAUGUACUAAUCACGAACUAAUAUGAAGAGCAUGUCCUAGUACUACAGUGGGAUUUAAAGAGAAGUGAAUGGAGAAUGACGCAAAACAGACUGAGAUGAAAUGAUCGGUGUUUUAUUAUUAGUGCGCUCGCUAAGGAGGAUCGAUCGAGGAGGCACCACCCGGUGAUGUUUGUGUACGCAGCUGUAAUACGGCGAAUUACAUAAACAGUUUCAAAUGAUGCACGCUUAAUUCAUAUUCUUUCUUAUAGAGCGUGUUUGAUUUAGUUUACCCUAACACAUGGGCUAACAACGUGUGCUUGAGGUGGCCGUUAUUCACGUAUGAAUUCAUACUGUAAGACUCACGUCAUAGUUCAGGUUAGCUCUUCAUUAGUUCGUGAUUAGUACACGCUUUAACUCGUCAUUAGUUCAUAUUUAAGUAAGUGUUACUUCAGGGAUUAGUGCGUGAUCGCUCAUGUACCGUUAUUGUAAAGCGUCACCUUAUAAUGUUUCCUAAGUACCCUUUGACUUGCACUGCCAGUCAUAUAUUUCUAUAUUUUAGCUUUUAUAAUGUUUUUGAAAUACUUGAAAAUCUAUUAGGAGAAAUGUUUACUAUUGUUGUUGUUGUUUUUUUUUUAUUCUAUUAGUAUGAAUAAUUAAUUUAUGGAACAUCCUGGAUCAAAUCAGAAAAGCCCAUAUACUUCCGUGUAUGCAUGUGCUGUACUGUACUCACCGUAUGUUGUAAUAAUAAAGCCCUUAUUAUUAUAGAGUCUCAUUAGGAUUUGAUAGUGAUUACAGAAUAAAUUGCAAUGGGUGCAUGCUCUUGUAGGAAAAUACAGGGUUAAUCCCGGACGUUGUUGUUUUUCCAACAACAGCGCACCCCGACGUUUUUUAUUCCUUUUAUUUCACAGCCGUCUUUCAGCGUUUUUGUAUCAGAAUCCUUUGGAAAAAUGACAAACAUCUCGGACAUACAUAUUCAUACGAGCGCAUUAAUAUAAACCUGUCAGAACAUUCAGAUCUGAGAAGAACAUAUUAAAAAGCAUUCAUUCAAUUCCAGUGAAAAUGCUGGAAUAAAAUGAAACUGCAGCAGCAGCAGCUCUGAACCCUGAAAUCCCUCAAUUCUUUUUAAAUUCAGGCCAUCUUAGGUCCUACACCAUCCAUGAACUUGUCAUCGCCGUUAUGUCAUUACUGCGCCAUCACUUCCAACUUCCACAGACCUCAAGAAAGAUUUAGUCCUGACCCAGACUCUGGAACAUGUCUCGACACGCUCAGUCAUCUUCAUAAGAGAACGCUUUUCUGUCACCACGAGCAACUGACUCAGUCACAUA